AUGAAGGACAAAGAUGGAGGCAAGAAGCCCAGGAUAACGAGCGAGCAGUUGAAGCACGAGGAGAGCAUAGCACAUGUUCCAAUUGAAAACAUGUUCUUCAAGGAUCUUCCUCCGACGUUUGUGUCUGUAGUUGGGCCGCCAAGCAGUGGUAAGAGCACAUUGGUAAGAUCGGUGGUGAAGUAUUUUACGCAGAAGAUGGUGGAUGAGAUUGUUGGGCCGGUGACUGUCUCAUGUGCAAAGAUGCGAAGGAUUACGAUGUUUGAAUCGAAGACGGACAUCCACCAGUUUAUUGAUGUGUCGAAGAUAUCUGAUGCGGUUGUAUUUGUGAUUGAUGCAUCUGUUGGGCUGGAGAUGGAGACAUUUGAGUUUCUGACGCUGCUGAUUUCGCACGGGCUCUCGAAGAUUAUGUGUGUAGUGACGCAUGUAGAUAGAAAGACGAGUGCGAAGCAUUUGAAGCUGAUGAAGAAGAGAAUAUGGGCAGAGGUGUGUCCUGGGAUCAAAUUUUUCCAUGUUGGAGGAGUGGCAUCCGGAUUGUACAGCGACAUGGAUGUGACUAGCUUGUGUAGGAUGCUUGGUGUGAUGAAGUGCAGGCCGAUUGAGUGGAAAUGCACGCAUCCGCAUGUGAUUGUAGACAGGAUAGACGAUGAGUUUGUGUAUGGAUAUGUAAGAGGAGGGAUGAUCCAGAGCGGAACAGAUGUUUAUGUUCCAGGGCUUGGAGACAACAUGAUGCAGGAAGUUGAGGCAUUGAUUGACCCGGUUCCUGUUUAUGGAGAGAAGAGGCUUUCUGCAAGAUCAAGGAUAUUGUAUUCACCGAUGUCUGGGAUUGGCACGAAUGACGAAGAGAUGCCUCAGAUGGAGGGUCUGCAUGGAGGGUCUGAUGAUGAGGAGAUCCAGCUGUUCAAGGGAGGAGAGGUGCUUGCUGAAGAUGAAGCGGACGAGCAAGUGGAGGAAGAAAAGGCUGAUUGUGUGAAAGAGUGUGCUGAAGAGCCUGAGGAGUCGGAAGAGAUAGGAUUUGAGGAACUGCUGGAAGCGAUGUCUGGAAGGUUUCAAAAGGAUGCGGUUACAGAGGAGGAUCUUAUUGAGAAGUUUAAUGAGAAGUAUGAGGAGAAGGAGAAGGAGCAAGGCAAUUUUUUGCUGAAGGAAAAGCGAAGGCUUGAGAAUGAGUAUCAUAAGAAUGAAGAGAUGAUGGUUCCGGGAGUGGUGGUUCCAGGAAAGUAUGUGAAGAUCCGACUGAUGCAGCAUAUGUGUAAGGAUGUUGACAAGGGCAAGGCGAUUAUUCUUGGGAGUGUUCUUGUGUCUGAAAAGGAAAAGAGUGUGAUACAAGGAAAGAUAAAGAGAUACAAAUGGUAUAAGAAGAUUCUGAAGAGCAACGAGCCUGUUAUAUUUUCUGUUGGGUGGAGAAGGUUUCAGAGCAUUCCUGUGUUUAGUAUGAAGGAUGCAACCAGGAACAGGAUGAUCAAGUAUACACCGGAAUCGAUGCACUGCAAUGUAUCUUUCUAUGGGCAUGUGGUUCCAGCAGGUACGGGUUUUUGCGUGUAUAGCGAGAAGGGAGAUUUCAAGGUGUUGGCGUCUGGAACAGUGACUGAUGUGAAUGGAGAAGUUGAGCUAGUGAAGAAGCUGAAGCUGAUUGGAUAUCCGAAGCGAAUUAUUCAGAACACGGUGUUUGUUGCUGGCAUGUUUACGUCUGAUCUUGAAGUUUUGAAGUUCCAAGGGGCGAAUCUGAAGGCAGUAAGUGGGCUCCGAGGGCAAGUGAAGGGGCCUCAUGGGAAGGACGGAGAGUACAGAGCCACGUUUGAGGGCACGAUGCUGAUGAGUGAUAUAGUGGCAUUGAGGUGUUUUGUGCCUGUUGAUAUGCAUAAGAUCCUGAUUCCUGUUGAGAAUUUGAUGGGAAGCUGGAAGGGGCUUAGAAGGCUGCAUGAGAUACGGCAAAGCCUGGGAAUGAAGUAUGAGAAUGAAGAGAGUUCUGAGGAGAGCGAAAGCGAGAGUGAAAGUCGUGCUGAGGAUGAUGCAGGCCUUCCAUCUGAUAUCGAGAACGAGCUACCGUUGAAUAUGAGAAAGAUAGCAGUGGUUUCAAAAAGAAUACUGCUACCGACAGCGCCAGAUGGGAAGGAUGAGUAUGAGACUAGGGAGAGGAUUGGAAAGGACAGGAUGAGGAAGAGCAAAGAGCAAGAGAAGAGCAAGGCCAUGCUUGAAAUGAAGAAAAGGGAGGAAAGAGAAAAAAUGGAGAAGGAGAAGGAAGAAAGAAUCAAGAAGGUCAUCCAGGAGAACUACAGAGAGUCACAGAGGAAGUUUAGAAAGCGAAGAUAG
Molecule: messenger RNA, 2307 nt
Organism: Ordospora pajunii
Lineage: Eukaryota; Fungi; Microsporidia; Ordosporidae
Product: 40S ribosome biogenesis protein
Exons: 1
Coding region: 1-2307 (768 amino acids)
Biological process (GO): ribosome biogenesis; maturation of SSU-rRNA from tricistronic rRNA transcript (SSU-rRNA, 5.8S rRNA, LSU-rRNA); endonucleolytic cleavage of tricistronic rRNA transcript (SSU-rRNA, 5.8S rRNA, LSU-rRNA)
Cellular component (GO): nucleus; 90S preribosome
Molecular function (GO): GTP binding; GTPase activity; U3 snoRNA binding
Source: RefSeq, a predicted model, not a curated record